AUGCCGCCCAAGCGCAAAGCCGCCGAUGUUGGCCGAUCUGCAAGGGAGUCAAAGCGAGCCACUCCAGUACCUGAUGUGACAGAAGUCUCCAGCAGCGAUGAAUAUUCGGACCCGGAUGAUGGGCCGGUGGAGGACAACCUGAAAGCCGGGAAAAAAGACGUGGUGAACAAGUUUUCGCUUGAGUCUUUCAGCAAGCGCUCGCAGUCUCAGAAAACCGACCCUCGCUUCGGUUACAAAGAUCUUUCAUAUCUCCCUCUCAAGCGCGACCACUACAAUCGACCGCUGUGGAUCGAACCGGUAAAAGGCACGAUCACAUUGGAGAGUUUCUCGCCUCUCGCACCCCAAGCACAAGACUUCCUGACUACCAUCGCCGAACCGCUUUCACGUCCCACUCAUCUUCAUGAGUAUCGCCUUACCGGCCACAGCCUUUACGCUGCUGUAUCGGUUGGCCUGAAACCUGAGGAUAUCGUCGAGUUCUUGGAUCGUUUGUCUAAGACACCGCUUCCGGAAAGCAUCUCACAGUUUAUCACUGAAUUCACCAAGUCAUAUGGCAAGAUCAAGAUGGUGCUGUACCAUAAUAGGUACUACGUGGAAACGGUGGAGCCAGAGAUGCUGCAAAUGCUUUUGAAGGACGAGGUCAUUGGCCCUCAAAGAAUUUCGAACGGAGAAGGAAUUAUUGAGAGAGCCGCACCGAAGAUGGGUGCCCUCGUCAUUCCGGGAACGAAGGAUGCAGCCGGUGUGAGAGAAACUGCAGAGCAGACAAAAUCGUCGGCUCCCGGUCAGAAUGAAAACGAAGGCGGCAGGCAAAACUACGGCAUCGAUGAUGUUGGAGACGAGCCAGCGGAAGCUCUCACAUACAGUUUCGAGAUUCCUCCCGAGGGUGUCGAAGUGGUCAAGGCCCGUUGUCAAGCUAUUGGCUGCCCUGCCCUCGAAGAGUAUGACUUCCAGGGCGAUACCAUCAAUCCUAACCUUGACAUGGAUUUGAAGCCCACGGCGCGAAUUCGUCCAUACCAGGAAAUGAGCCUGAGUAAGAUGUUUGGCAACGGACGAGCCAAGAGUGGCAUCAUCGUUCUUCCUUGUGGCGCCGGGAAAACCCUCGUUGGUAUCACGGCUGCCGCUACCAUCAAGAAGGGAACAAUCGUCCUGUGCACCAGUUCUAUGUCCGUCGUCCAGUGGCGGAACGAAUUCUUACGCUGGACUACCAUCGACCCUGGCGACAUUGCUAUUUUCACCUCUGACCACAAAGAGAAAUUUAAACGGUCCACAGGUAUCAUUGUAUCGACCUACUCCAUGGUGUCUCAGACUCGAACACGAUCUUAUGACGCUGAAAAGAUGAUGAACUGGCUUCAAGGUCGGGAGUGGGGAAUGAUGAUUCUUGACGAGGUGCACGUCGUGCCGGCGUCAAUGUUCCGCAAAGUGACAUCGGCUAUUGCGGCGCAAACCAAGCUUGGUUUGACCGCAACCUUGCUUCGUGAAGAUGACAAAAUUAAAGAUCUGAAUUUCCUGAUCGGGCCCAAACUGUACGAGGCCAACUGGAUGGAACUGGCUGCACAGGGCCACAUUGCCAAGGUGCAGUGCGCCGAAGUUUGGUGCCCCAUGACCACAGAGUUCUACUCCGAAUAUCUGAGGGCAAGCUCGCGCAAGCAAGCGUUGCUGUACAUCAUGAACCCUCGCAAAUUCCAGGCAUGCCAGUAUCUGAUCGACUUUCAUGAAAAGCGCGGCGACAAGAUCAUUGUCUUUUCGGAUAAUGUCUACGCCCUGGAGAAGUACGCGCGGAAAUUGAACAAAGCCUUCAUUUACGGAGGUACUGGCCAGAAUGAGCGUCUGCGUAUUCUGGAGAACUUUCAGCAUAAUGAGCAAGUCAAUACCAUCUUCUUGUCCAAGAUCGGCGACACGUCGCUUGAUCUACCUGAGGCCACAUGUCUCAUCCAAAUCUCCUCGCAUUAUGGCUCUCGUCGCCAGGAGGCCCAACGCUUGGGUCGCAUUCUCCGAGCCAAGCGCCGUAAUGACGAGGGAUUUAACGCCUUCUUCUACUCGCUUGUCUCCAAGGAUACGAGUGAAAUGACUUACUCGUCUAAGCGACAAGCUUUCCUCGUCGACCAGGGCUACGCUUUCAAGGUGAUUACUCAUUUGCAAGGCAUCGACGACUACGAGGGUCUUCACUAUGCGACCCCGUCCGAGCGCCGCGAGCUUCUCACCGAAGUGAUGCUGCAGAAUGAGUCCUCCGCCGAUGUCGAACAAGUGACGGAUGACUUGUUCUCGAUGCGUAGCGGAGGACGCAACACCGCGGCCGCGAAGAGGGCCAAGGCCAAGCGUAGCGCCGCUACCCUCAGUGGUCUGGCUGGCGGUGACGACAUGGCGUACAUUGAGUACAAUAAGAGCAAGAACAAGCAGUUGAAGGAGAAGGCGGCCCAGCAUCCUUUGUUCCGGAAGAUGGAGCGCGACCGUCUUCGUCGCAAGAAGGAGCGCGAGGCCGCGUUGCAAUAG
This is a messenger RNA of Penicillium diatomitis, 2487 nucleotides long. Its product is annotated as TFIIH/NER complex ATPase/helicase subunit SSL2. Lineage: Eukaryota; Fungi; Ascomycota; Eurotiomycetes; Eurotiales; Aspergillaceae. Gene Ontology annotation, cellular component: transcription preinitiation complex; transcription factor TFIIH holo complex; nucleotide-excision repair factor 3 complex. Bases 1 to 2487 code for a protein of 828 amino acids. Gene Ontology annotation, biological process: transcription initiation at RNA polymerase II promoter; nucleotide-excision repair. Gene Ontology annotation, molecular function: ATP binding; DNA binding; 3'-5' DNA helicase activity. The transcript is spliced from 3 exons. The record is from RefSeq and is a predicted model, not a curated record.